Molecule: messenger RNA, 558 nt
Organism: Hibiscus syriacus
Lineage: Eukaryota; Viridiplantae; Streptophyta; Magnoliopsida; Malvales; Malvaceae
Exons: 1
Coding region: 1-558 (185 amino acids)
Source: RefSeq, a predicted model, not a curated record
AUGGAUGAGUUUAACAGUGAGAAGCGAGUUAGAGAUGACUCGAACGGCUCGGAUCUGGAUCCACCCGAGGUGAAGAGACUCAGGGAUGAUUUCCUAGAUUUUCUUGACGAAUCGGAUUCUUUGCCUGUUAAUCAAGACCUUGCAUCGGUAAUGAAGAGUUUCGAAGAGGAGAUAUCUGCUGCGCUGUCUACUUCGGCGGAAUCGGUGGUGGUUGUUGAUUCGACUUCCGAUUCCGGCGCGUCACAGCCGGAUCUCGGUUAUCUUUUCGGUGCUUCCGACGACGAGCUUGGUCUGCCUCCUACUGCUUCUACAACCGGCGGUGAAGAAAUAUCCGAAGUAACGGAUCUGGCACCAGUCGAGUCACACUCGCCUGGAAUAGGUAAUUUGUGGGGGUUUGAGGUGCCGAGCCCGGGCUAUGAUUCCUUUGAGUUUGGAUUCUAUGAUAAUUACAAUGACCAUAUUUCUUAUGAUGGAUUGUUCGAGGACGCCGAUGUUUAUUAUGACUCCUCCGAUAUUUCCGCUCAUUUAUGGCGGCCGGAACCUCUGUCGGCGGAGUAA